GGGCGGCGUCUGCAGGUGCGGCGGGUGGGCGCUGCGGCCCCGCCCGCGUAAGCCAGGGGCGGCCGGGAGGAGGCGGCCCCGCCCGUGCAGCCGGAUGUGGAGCCGCUUGCCCCAGGCUACCGCCACCCGCGCCACCAGUUGCGCCCCCAGCCCCGGAGCAGGUGUCACACUCAGCUUCUGCAGAGAUCCCCAGCUGGCCAGAGAGCCCUGAAGCCAGGCAGAGGAAGAAGGCAGACAAGGCUUCCACGCUGUGCGUUCAUCUCCACCCAGGUGUUUCCUGAGAACCAGCAGUGUUGCUGUAGGACGUGAUCAGUGGGGAUCCACUAGCACGAACCCCUUCCUGGAACCACCAAGCAGUGAGGGAGCACAGCCAUGUCCAUGAUCGCAGCUUUCUAUGGUGGCAAGUCCAUCCUCAUCACCGGGGCCACCGGCUUCAUGGGCAAAGUCCUGAUUGAAAAGCUGCUGCGCACCAGCUCCGAGCUGAGGGCCAUCUAUGUGCUGGUGCGGCCCAAGGCUGGCCAGACACUGCAGCAGAGGGUGCACCAGAUGCUCGACUGUAAGCUGUUUGACAAAGUGAAAGAGGUGUGUCCUGACUUACAUGCGAAGAUCAGGCCCAUCUCGGCCGACCUCGACCACAACGACCUGGCCAUCGGCAAGGAGGACAUGCAGGAGCUUCUGUCCUGCACCAACAUCGUCUUCCACUGUGCCGCCACCGUGCGCUUUGAUGACCACCUCAGACAUGCUGUGCAGCUGAAUGUCAAGGCCACGCAGCAGCUGCUGCUCAUGGCCAGCCAGAUGCCCAAGCUGGAGGCCUUCAUCCACAUCUCCACGGCCUUUGCCAACUGCAACUUGAAGCACAUUGAUGAGGUGGUCUACCCUUGCCCCGUGGAGCCCAAGCAGAUCAUGGACUCCAUGGAGUGGCUAGAUGACUCGAUCAUCGAAGAGAUCACCCCAAAGCUGAUCGGGGACCGCCCCAACACCUACACCUACACCAAGGCGCUGGGUGAGAUGGUGGUGCAACAGGAGAGCGGGAACCUCAACAUGGCCAUUGUGCGGCCCUCCAUCGUGGGUGCCACCUGGCAGGAGCCCUUCCCGGGCUGGGUUGACAACCUGAAUGGACCAAGUGGGCUGAUCAUUGCGACCGGGAAGGGGCUGCUGCGUUCCAUCCGAGCGACGCCCAUGGCUGUGGCAGACCUGAUUCCUGUGGACACCGUGGUAAACCUCACCCUGGCCGUCGGCUGGUACACAGCUGUGCACAGACCCAAGUCCACACUCAUCUACCACUGCACCUCAGGGAACCUCAACCCCUGCAAGUGGGGUGACAUGGGACUCCAGGUCUUGGCGACCUUUGAGAAAAUCCCUCUGGAAAGAGCUUUCCGGAGGCCCUACGCAGACUUCACCACCAACAGCAUCACCACCCACUACUGGAACACAGUCAGCCAUCGGGCCCCCGCCCUCAUCUACGACUUCUACCUUCGGCUCACUGGGCGGAAACCCAGGUUCACAAAACUCAUGAACCGGCUUCUGAAAACCAUCUCCAUGCUGGAGUACUUCAUCAACAACAGCUGGGAGUGGAGCACGGGCAACAUGGAGAUGCUUAUGUCAGAGCUGAGUCCCGAGGACAAGAGGGUGUUCAACUUUGAUGUGCGCCAACUAAACUGGUUGGACUACAUUGAGAAUUACGUUUUAGGAGUUAAGAAGUACUUACUGAAAGAGGACAUGUCUGGGAUCCCAGAAGCAAGGCAACAUUUAAAGAAGCUGCGAAACAUAAGGUACCUGUUCAACACUGCCCUCUUCCUCCUUGCCUGGCGCCUUCUCAUCACAAGGUCUCAGACUGCCCGAAAUGUCUGGUUCUUCAUCGUGACUUCCUGCUUCAAAUUCCUCUCCUACUUUAGAGCACCCAGCACACUCAAGGUCUGACAACAUUGUUUCCUCUUAUUUUCCCCCUAACUGGACCCUUUCAGAUGUCUCUGCAAUGGCAGACUGGUUGUUCCCAAGACUAGGAAGUAAAGAACAUGCCCCAGCUCA
Molecule: messenger RNA, 2028 nt
Organism: Erinaceus europaeus (western European hedgehog)
Lineage: Eukaryota; Metazoa; Chordata; Mammalia; Eulipotyphla; Erinaceidae
Gene: FAR2
Product: fatty acyl-CoA reductase 2
Exons: 14
Coding region: 373-1920 (515 amino acids)
Biological process (GO): long-chain fatty-acyl-CoA metabolic process
Cellular component (GO): peroxisome
Molecular function (GO): alcohol-forming very long-chain fatty acyl-CoA reductase (NADP+) activity
Source: RefSeq, a predicted model, not a curated record